AACCCCGUCUGCGCAGGGGGACGAGGACGAUCCGCACACGAUGGCGACGGCAACGGCGAGGAUGCUCGCGGCACGUCACGUCCAUGCGGCGGCGCGCACCGCUCCCAUUGUCAGCGCACGGAGACUCGUUUCUUCGCCGUCGUCAAUAUCUUCGUCUUCUUGUUCAUCAUCAUCCUCAUCAGCGCACAAGGUUAUCAGAUCGACCAUCGCCAGACCGUAUUCGUCAAGAGCCGCCGAGCCUCCGGGGCCGAUAGCAAGGACGAGAGGCAAGCCUCUCCCCUCGGCCUUCUUUUCAGCUCGCUCGUACCAGCACAUGGCCCAGCAGCAGCAGCAGCAGGCGCAGCCCCCUGCCGAAACGAAGCAACAACAAACGCCUGAAAAGAAGCUCGACGGUGACGACCCGCUCAAUCUGAACAAAGCGCCCAACACUACGGUCAAGGAGCAGCGACAGGCUGACUGGACCAUCGUCAAAAAGCUCAUAGGUCACAUCUGGCCCGCAGGCGAUACGGGCACAAAGACUAGGGUGCUGUUGGCCCUCGGCCUCCUUAUCGGCGGCAAGCUGCUCAACGUGCAGGUGCCCUUUUUCUUCAAGGCCAUCGUCGACAGCCUCAACGACGCCGUCAAUGCGCCUCUGGACAUGUCCAACCCCAACACCGUCUACGUCGUUGCGGGCGCCAGCAUUCUGGGCUAUGGUCUCGCCCGGGUGGGCGCCGCUGCCUUUUCAGAGCUUCGCAACGCCGUCUUUGCCAAUGUGGCGCAGCGAUCGAUUCGGAGAGUGGCCAAGAACGUUUUUACUCACCUGCUCCAGCUCGACCUUGGGUGGCAUCUCUCAAGACAGACGGGUGGCCUGACUCGGGCCAUCGAUCGAGGCACAAAGGGCAUCUCCUUUCUCCUCACGUCCAUCGUCUUCCACAUCGUGCCCACGGCGCUCGAGAUCUCUAUGGUGUGUGGCAUUCUAAGCUACAAGUGUGGGCCGAGUUUUGCGGCCGUGACGGCCGUGACCAUGGCCGCCUACGCCUGGUUUACCAUCAGGACGACGGCGUGGAGGACGCGUUUCCGAAAGGAGGCCAACGCAGCAGACAAUCGCGCGGCGACGACGAGCGUCGACUCGCUCCUCAAUUACGAGGCGGUCAAGUACUUUAACAACGAAAAGCACGAGGUCGCCAAGUACGACGCUGCGAUGGCCGACUAUGAAAAGUCGAGCGUCAAGGUGGCGACGAGCCUGGCGGCCCUCAACAGCGGCCAGAGCCUCAUCUUCUCGUCGAGCCUGACACUGAUGAUGCUCUUGGCGGCCCAGGGCGUUGUCAACGGCACCAUGACCGUCGGCGAUCUCGUCCUGGUCAACCAGCUCGUCUUCCAGCUCUCGCUUCCCCUCAACUUUCUCGGCACCGUCUACCGAGAGCUGAGGCAGAGUCUCGUCGACAUGGAGGCCAUGUUCAAUCUGGAAAACGUCCAGGUCAAGGUCAAGGACAACGUCGAUGCACCCCCGAUCGACGUCAAGGCUGGCGAGAUUCGCUUCGAGAACGUUACCUUUGGCUACCACCCCGACCGGCCCAUCUUCAAGAACUGCUCCUUUGUCAUCCCCGCCGGACUCAAGACGGCAUUUGUGGGCCCGUCUGGGUGCGGCAAGUCCACCAUCUUCCGGCUCCUCUUCCGCUUCUACGAGCCCCAGUCGGGUCGAAUCCUCAUCGACGGCCAGGACAUUCGCGAUGUCAACCUCGAAAGCCUGCGACGGGCCAUCGGUGUCGUGCCCCAGGACACGCCGCUGUUCAACGACGACAUUCUCUUCAACAUUCGCUAUGGCCGGCUGGACGCCAGCGACGACGAGGUGUACGCGGCGGCCAAGCGGGCCAAGGUGGACCAGAUUGUGCGCUCCCUGCCCGACGGCUACGGCACCAAGGUUGGCGAGCGCGGCCUGAUGAUUUCCGGCGGCGAGAAGCAGAGGCUUGCGAUUGCUCGUCUGCUCCUCAAGGACUCGGACAUUCUCUUUUUGGACGAGGCCACCUCGGCCCUCGACACGUUUACCGAGGCCUCGCUGAUGCGGGACCUCAACGAGAGCCUGCUCAAGACGCACCGGACAGCCAUCUUUGUCGCGCACCGGCUGCGCACCAUCAGCGACGCGGACCUGAUCAUUGUGCUGCGCGACGGCAACGUCGUGCAGCAGGGCAAGCACGACGAGCUGCUGGCGAUGCGCGACUCGCUCUAUGCCGACCUGUGGGAGUCGCAGUCGACUGUUGGCAUGGGUCAAGGCGCAGGCGAGGGCGAGAAGAUCAACGACGACGCCAAGAGGGCGCCGUGAGGCGAAUCAUGUACCAUAGUUGUUCAGGAAGUCCCUAUCAUAGCAACAACCGAAUAGCAGUAGCAGCAG
Acaromyces ingoldii is the source of this 2368-nucleotide messenger RNA. RefSeq names its product putative ATP-binding cassette transporter protein, mitochondrial. Gene Ontology annotation, cellular component: mitochondrial inner membrane. Gene Ontology annotation, biological process: intracellular iron ion homeostasis; transmembrane transport. Gene Ontology annotation, molecular function: ATP binding; ATP hydrolysis activity; ABC-type transporter activity. NCBI's taxonomy places the organism in Eukaryota, Fungi, Basidiomycota, Exobasidiomycetes, Exobasidiales, Cryptobasidiaceae. The record is from RefSeq and is a predicted model, not a curated record. The transcript has a single exon. Bases 314 to 2299 code for a protein of 661 amino acids.